Molecule: messenger RNA, 927 nt
Organism: Nomascus leucogenys (northern white-cheeked gibbon)
Lineage: Eukaryota; Metazoa; Chordata; Mammalia; Primates; Hylobatidae
Product: killer cell immunoglobulin-like receptor 2DL4
Exons: 3
Coding region: 283-687 (134 amino acids)
Source: RefSeq, a predicted model, not a curated record
AUUCAAUCGUCCUGUGCAGGGGUAAGUGAGUCUGAGAUGUGUUUUGAGUCUGGCCGUUGUACAUGAUGUGAAGUGACAAGUCUAGUCUGCAGUGUUCAGAAACCCUCAUUCCUCCCUUGACUGGACUCCCCACUUGAACCUCAUAUGACGUAGAAGAAGCCUACCUAUGUCCCCUUCACAUGUUGUGGUCAAUGUGUCAACUGCACGAUCCAGGCCCCUCACCACAUCCUCUGCACUAGUCAGUCGAGCGGAGUCACUGCGUCCUGGCAGAGAAGCUGCACCAUGUCCAUGUCACCCACGGUCGUCAUCCUGGCAUGUCUUGGGUUCUUCUUGGACCAGAGCGUGUGGGCACACGUAGGUGGUCAGGACAAGCCCUUCUGUUCUGCCUGGCCCAGCACUGUGGUGCCUCAAGGAGGACACGUGACUCUUCGGUGUCACUACCGUCGUGGGCUUAACAUCUUCACGCUGUACAAGAAAGAUGGGGUCCCUGUCCCUGAGCUCUACAACAGAAUAUUCUGGAACAGUUUCCUCAUUAGCCCUGUGACCCCAGCACACGCAGGGACCUACAGAUGUCGAGGUUUUCACCCGCACUCCCCCACUGAGUGGUCGGCACCCAGCAAUCCCCUGGUGAUCAUGGUCACAGGUCAGAGGGCUCCUGUCUGGACUUCUCCUUGUCCCACCUCCUGAAUCCGAGAGCUUCUGGUGGGGGUGUCCACCAGAGUCCCAUCAUCCAGGCCCCGACUGUAGUUGGGGUACAGGGGGAUUGAAUACAGGAGAAUGGGUGCUGUGUUGGGAAGAAUAACUGUCCCCACUGAUGGCCACAUUGUAAUCCUUGGAGCCUGUGACUAUUUAUGUUAUAGGGCAGGGGACUGAAGGGGAAGAUGGAGCUCAGGUUGUUGAUGAGUUGACUUUGAGAUGGGGAGAUGG